Molecule: messenger RNA, 1599 nt
Organism: Pyrenophora tritici-repentis Pt-1C-BFP
Lineage: Eukaryota; Fungi; Ascomycota; Dothideomycetes; Pleosporales; Pleosporaceae
Source: RefSeq, a predicted model, not a curated record
AUGGCAACACCAUCAUGGCAGGAGAUUGCUACUCAGAAGCGCGAGGCUACUCUAGCUGCGAUACCAGCGGAGUGGCGACUUGAUAAGCUGCCGUCGAUUGAAAAGCAAGUGGAUGUGACAGAAUAUGUGAAGCAAUACUUUGAUAAGAAGGAACUGGACAUCACCGAAAGCAGCGCAGACGUCAUCGCAAAGAAAGUUGCAGAAGGGCAAUGGUCAGCUGUUGAGGUAACGAAAGCAUUCUGCCAUAGAGCAGCGGUAGGACACCAACUGCUACACUGCUUGCAUGAAAUUUUCUUCGAUGCUGCCAUCGAAGACGCCAAAGCCCUUGAUGCUUACUACGCCCAACACAAGAAAACUAUUGGACCUCUCCACGGAGUACCCGUUUCCCUCAAGGACCAAUUCCACGUCAAGGGUGUUGAAACUUCCAUGGGCUACGUCGGCUGGAUCGGCACUUUUGAAGGCAAGAAAGGGACUGGGAAAGAGAAGGUUUUCGAAAGUGAGAUGGUGAAGAUGUUGCGAAAUGCAGGCGCGGUGUUGUAUUGCAAGACGAGCGUACCGCAUACACUGAUGAGUGGCGAGACAGUAAACAACAUCAUCGGAUACACUUUAAACCCCAAGAACAGACAUCUAACAGCAGGGGGAAGUUCAGGUGGCGAGGGUGCUCUGAUCGGGAUUAGAGGAUCACCCAUAGGACUAGGCACCGACAUCGGCGGCUCCAUCCGCAUCCCCGCCGCCUUCAACGGCCUCUACGGCCUCCGCCCCUCGACCGGGCGUCUCCCCUACGAAGGCAUGGCAAACUCCAUGGACGGCCAAAACACCAUUCUCUCCGUCGUCGGGCCCCUCGCCACAAACGCAGCCUCCCUCCGUCUGAUCACGCAAGCCAUACUCGAUCAAACCCCCUGGUACCACGACCCCUUCGUCCACGAAAUCCCCUGGCGCCCCUCGCACGACGCAGAAAUUAAAACCUUGAAACCCCUCUGCUUCGGUGUACUAAGAACAGACGGCGUCGUAAACCCCACUCCACCCGUCCGCCGCGCUAUUGAGGAGGUUGUGGCGGCUGUUCGCGCCGCCGGCUACAAAGUCAUCGACUGGACACCGCCAUCCCACCGCACCCUAGUAGACACAGGCAUGAACUCCUGGAUCUACGACGGCGGCUCCGACGUCCGCUCCGCCUUUGCGCUUUCCGGCGAACCCAUGUCGCCCCAAGUAUCCUUCUACGCCUCCCUGACCAAGGAGUUCACCGCUAGCGAAAUCGCAGCUAACAACGUCGCGCUGCGGCGUCUCAAGAAGGAAUAUAUGGAGUACUGGAACAGCACGGUGCAGCAAACGGGGACGGGUAGGCCGGUAGAUGCGGUUAUUACACCGUUGGCGCCGUUCCCGGCUGCGAGAAGGGAGAGGUAUAAGUAUUAUGGGUAUUCUUCGUUUGUUAAUGUGUUGGAUUAUACCAGUGUUAUUGUGCCGGUAACGAGGGUUGAUAAGGGUGUGGAUAAGAAGGUGGAGGCUGGGUAUCAGGCGAUUGAUGAACAAGAUCAGAUGCAUCAGGAUGAUUGUAAGUUUAUGACCCACUUGGCUGAGGGUGGAUUUGGGGGUAAAAGGUAG